GAUUCGGGACGCCAGGAAGAACAGAGAGUGUGCGCCUCUCGAUGAAUGAAACUAAACCGCAAACUUCAUUCAUUCAUUCAACUUCUCGACGAAAACUGACAGUGUUCGCCCAGCAUUACAUGUUAAGUCGCUCGACCAGGUGUACGUGUGCAUGUUUGCUACUGUAGCUGGAAAUAUUUGCUCGAGAAGUGUGCGUGCGCUUGUCUGUGCGCGUGCAUAUCAACUCCAGCUGCAGCCGAGUGCGUGCGUGUGCCUGCGUGCGUGUACAUGUGUGUGAGGAGCCCGUGUGAGCCAUGUCAGUGUCAGUGAUCAUAAAGUGGGGAGGUCAGGAGUACUCCAUCAGUUCUCUGUCAGAGGAGGACACAGUGAUGGACCUGAAACAGUCCAUUAAGACCUUGACUGGGGUGCUGCCAGAAAGACAGAAACUACUGGGACUCAAGGUCAAAGGUAAACCUGCAGAAGAUGAAGUGAAGCUGGGAUCUCUGAAACUGAAGCCUAACACUAAGAUCAUGAUGAUGGGCACUAGAGAGGAGAGCCUGGAAGAUGUUUUAGCCCCUCCCCCAGAGAAUGACGAUGUGGUCAAUGAUUUUGACAUUGAGGAGGAGGUCAUUGAGGUGGAGAACAGAGAGGAGAACCUGGCUAAAAUUGCCCGCAGAGUGAAAGACUACAAGGUGGAGGAGCUGAACCCUCCCAGAGAAGGCAAGAGACUUCUGGUACUGGAUGUGGACUACACACUGUUUGAUCACAAGUCAUGUGCAGAGACGGGUCAGGAGCUGAUGAGACCAUACCUUCAUGAGUUUCUGACGUCAGCCUACGAGGACUAUGACAUUGUCAUCUGGUCUGCUACAAGUAUGAAGUGGAUUGAUGCCAAAAUGAAAGAGCUGGGAGUAACAGACAACCCCAACUACAAGAUUACCUUCAUGUUGGACAGCGCAGCCAUGAUCACAGUACACACCCCUAAGAGAGGGGUUGUAGAGGUGAAGCCCUUGGGAGUGAUAUGGGGGAAGUACGGAGAAUUUUACAAUAGGAAGAACACCAUUAUGUUUGACGACAUUGGACGAAACUUCCUCAUGAACCCACAGAAUGGACUGAAGAUUCGACCGUUCACGAGGGCCCAUCUUAACAGGGAGAAGGACAGGGAGCUGUAUAAACUAGCUCAAUACCUCAAAGAGAUUGCCAAGCUGGACGACUUCACUGGACUAAACCACAAACACUGGGAGAGGUACCUAUCCAAGAGGCAGCACCACUAAGGAGGGACUCCAUCCUCAACAGAGACUUGGGCUGGAUGCCACACCAUCCCUUCAUCCAGUACUGGCACACACACACACACAGACUUGACUAUUGCAAGUCUUUCAUUUCAAACAACUUACGCUACAAAACCUACACUAAUCCUGCAGCUACCAACAUUGAAAAGCUCAGGACCGAGAUGGGCUUCCCGAUUUAUAUAUUUGCAUGUUAUCUGUCUCUCCUGGAUCUUGGUCAUUUUUGUUCUAAAUAUUGUUUGCGUUUACUAAUAACAAUGGCAGUUACUGCGUGAUAACCAUAUGUAUGGUUAAAAAAAAAAAAAAUACAUGCCACAAGCCACCAUGACACACAAACUCCUACUUCGGUCAGGUGUUUAAAAUACAUCUUCAAGUCCACAGUUAAAUGGUACCUGAAAAUAUAAUAAUUGUGUUAUAAUACGCAAUAAUCCUCAAAGCUAACAUGAGAUUAAAAGCUGUUGAGAGCAAGACUGGUUGUAGCUAAAUUUUCAUCAGAACCACUGACUGUCGUGCAUGUUUUGGUGGAAAACAUCUGUCGUUUGUUGUUACCUGUCUGGAGGGGUCACCGGACACAGGCCUGUGGGCUGGAUGUUGAACAUGUACAUAAUGUACACACAAGAUGGUCAAGCUUCCAGACAGGUCUGUCUGCAUAUUUAACCAGAAUUGUUUUUGUGGUUGUGUUUACACAUCUAAUGUUAUGCCCCGACUCUGCUGCAUUGCUGGAUGUACACACACUGAGAUCCAUGCAAAGAAUGAGUUCUCUUUUGUUUUCUUUGGUUUUUUAAAUGCAAAAUGUACUAGUCUGUUUUGUUUAGAGCCUCUAUUGAACUGUUUUGGUACAUCCAAAUGUUGAUGAACAAAGUGAGGAUGAGGGAUUAUGGUGAAACAGACAGCACAAAACAUGCAUUUAAUUUUUUAUUUGUUAUUUUUUGUAGCCUCUGAAAUGUGUCUGCACUAAUUGUCAGCAUUUCUUUUAAGUUAUAGAUAAAGAGGGGCAAGUGUUGGGGAAAGGAAGAAGUGUUAGGCUACCUGAAGCUCUUGGAAACAUGGAUGUGAUUUUUUCCCCAAUUUUUUCAGUCUGGUUUACAGCUCUAUUGGACAUUUCAAUGCCUUUUCAUUUCUUGAGAUCUACCUUUUUGUGUUUUCUUCAUCACAUCCCUGACGUCCUGGCUGUAAAUAUGACAAUAAACCUUUUUUUGUACCUAAACUGUUGUUGUUAAAAUUAGUUACCACUUCACUUGAAAUAAAUUUGAGGUGUUAUACAUAAAACCACACGGAGAAUUAUCAUGUUCAUCAAUUUAUUAUGAAAUGUUUAACAUUUUAGUAACAAAGGUCAUAAAGGGAUCAUAUUACAAAUAAUUGUUUCAACAAUAUACAGUAUAUCUGUAGAAUAAAUGGUCAAUAAAUACUGUACAGGAAUACACUCACUCCCAAAGCACAGCACGUGUUUCUGUAGUUUGCUCCAAAAAAUAUGUAUAAAAACUAGAAAAAAUGGGCUUUAGAAAAAAGUUUUCCUCUUAUUUUCUUCCUUUUUUCAUGGCGGCAGUCCAGUGGAAAA
Molecule: messenger RNA, 2820 nt
Organism: Lates calcarifer (barramundi perch)
Lineage: Eukaryota; Metazoa; Chordata; Actinopteri; Centropomidae
Gene: ublcp1
Product: ubiquitin-like domain containing CTD phosphatase 1
Exons: 11
Coding region: 294-1250 (318 amino acids)
Biological process (GO): protein dephosphorylation
Cellular component (GO): nucleus
Molecular function (GO): protein binding; protein serine/threonine phosphatase activity
Source: RefSeq, a predicted model, not a curated record